UUAUAAAACAUUCUCAUCCAAGAGUCGAAUAUAUUUAAAAAGUAAUCAUUAAUCUGUCUCAUAUCGACUUAAAUAAUCGAUACGAAGGACGUAUCCCUCUUCUCUUGUUCUGUCACGAACAAACCACUAUUACUUCCACUAUACUUUGAAGAAAGAAAAUGAAAGAACUUGAUAGUUAUCAAUCGAAUAAUUCACCGAAAAAACAAAGGAAAAGAUCGAAGAAGCAGAAAUCUACGUAUAAAUUAUUCACAAAGGACUGCUGGCCAAAGGUAAUGAUAUCUCGCGAUAAUAUCGUUUACAAGAAGAUCAAAGAUUCCUCCGGAAGUUCAAGUUUGUCAUUUAUCGAAGAAUCUUCGAGUGGUUCCCGUGGCAAAAAAGAAAAAAACAGCUGUGAACAUUUGUAUUGCGAAAACGGGACGAAUUUCGAGGAGGAACAAGAUGUCUGUUUAAUUAGUAGUUCCAGCGAGAUUCAAAAAAAUUUCGAACUACGUGAUAUUUUGAGAAAAAUCAGAAAAAAUUCUGAUGGAUUGAUCGACGAAAGUGAAUUCGAUUGUUUGCCGGAAGAUAAGUAUGAUCAGCAGGGGCCCAUUUUCGUUGAUCUAACGACCGAUGAAAAGAACACGUGGAAACAAACGAUUUUGAAGCAGUUCUGCGAUGUGAAGACGAUCACGGUUAAUGAAAUGGAAAGCAGAAACGAGAAGUGUUCUACAGACGUUGUACUAGAACCUCGAAUUAUAAUAGCAGAUAGUUCAAGUAAAUUAAAUUACAAUGGGAAUGGCAGCUUAGCAACUGCUUUACGAGAUCGUGGACCAUGUAUGAUACCAGUACAACCGAAUCGUUCAUUACCUAUUCGUCCAGCACCAUCUGUACCUACGAGAUUCUUUCGUAAGGAUUAUUCGCCAUCGUUCAUGUUACCAAAAUCUAGCAGCGCAGACAUAGAGGAAAUAGAAUCUGUAAAACCAAUCGGUACGUUGUUAAACGAGGAACUUCAUAAGGAAGGAAAUAUUAAUUGUGAAGAACGAAUAGCGUCGAAAGAUUAUGUGAGCUCAAUGAAUUACGUUCUUCCUCAAAUUUCAAGUGUUGGAAGUCUGAGUAUGAUAACGAGCAGAAACAAUAACGACAUGGAACACGAGAAGGAUAACGUUAAAGAAAAUAGAAAGAAGAAGAGAUCGCAAGGGGGGAAUUCUAGCCAAGGUAGAAAGGAUAACGUGGAAAGUUCGAUCAAAGAGUUUUUGACCAAUUUCUGCGGAUCGAACGCGGCUGAAGGAAUACAGAAUCUAUGCACCGAUAAAUGUAUUAAAGCUACUUCGACGACGAAAGAAAAUAGUGGUAAUAAAGUGCCUCCAUUGAGACUGAAAAAAGUUGUGCAUACAGAGAUGGAGGGAUACGACAAUUCUCAAGUCAUUCCGGGAUCAGAACGCGAGUCAAACUAUAGAAUCAUCACAGACACGACAUCUGAAUCAUCAACAAGCCCAAAUCCCAAUUGGAAUGAUAUACUCUAUGAAAAAGACACAAAUCUAGCAUCUUUAAGUAGCGAUAGCUACAAGCUGAAGUAUCGGCGGAAUAGAUUGAAACAGAAGCUUCGCGAACUACGUGGCAAAGCUUCGGAGUUAGCCAAGGAAAUGGCAAACGACUCGAAUAAUCAGCAAAAUACCAGACUGAGACAGGUGAUGAAUCGUUACGAGAAGCAAAUAGAAAAUCUGUCGAAGUUGCAUGGCAAACUGUCCGCAGCGCUUUCAGUUUCGAGGGAAGUGAUCGAUGUAAAUGACGAUGGUAUUAAUACUAGUGGUAACAAAUAUCCGUGCAUGAAUUUGAACGAGAGAAGUUCAGACAUGGAUAUUUCAGUGAAUAACAUUUCUCCAACGUCGUCACCCGAGCCGCCAAAAUUGUCACCACGAUCAUCUUUGGAUUGUAUAUUGCCGGAAGAAAUUCGAAAUAGCCCACCAAUUUUACCGAGGGUGUGUCUAACUAUAUCAUCGAAUCAAGAUUCGGUGGAGGAGGAGCUACAAGUCGCAGAGAGGAAAGUUUGGCCUGUUAACGAAGAGUUGAUGAAACCAACGUUCUCUAUGGACCCUCUUCAGGUUGAUUCUGUAAACAAAGAUCCUUCAGAUCUUGAAAAACACGCACGAACUACUCCUAUGGGGAACAAUAUCAAUGUUGAUAUUGAAAAUUCAGAUCGUGAUGUCGAUAAAAAAACAUUAAAUAAUUGUAAAAACAUUGCUCAAUUUCCAAAGAAUAAUCGCGCGACUCAAGAAAAAAAAGACGAAAGGAGUAAAUCGAUGGAAGGAUUCCCUCAAUGUCGUCUUGUAACACAAGAACCAGAAAAGAUCAAAUGUCUUGAAUUUUCUGAUACUGGACCGAUAAUAAGUUCGAUAGCUAGUUGUGUAGAAGUAUCGACACCUGUCCAAGAGAAUGAGACGUUCGAGAUGAUGCCUGACAAACAAUCUUCUCCAUCAAGAAAGCAUAUAUUACAGUCUAAUUUUUAUGAAUCCAAUCAAGAAGAAGUUUCGUUCUCGAAAAUUCGUCAAGAUCCUCUAAAUGCGCAAAAGGUUUCAUCGAGUUCGGCUCAACAAACUCAAUUUGAUAUUCCACGAACAGUAUUAAAUCAAAAAUAUUCUACCAGAUUACGACAAAAUUAUAAAGGAGAAGAAACUCCGAUUGAUUCUGUACAAAGGAAUGGCGGAAAUCAUUCUAUAACUGAACAGUUUCCGACUCUUGGUAACUGGUUGGCCCGAAUAUCAAAGAAACAAGCUUCAAUAAGCAAACCCAAAUUACAAACUUCAGGAAAUGCCUCGUUUACAGCACCAGAGAAUACUACAGGCCAAGUUUCUGGGACCGAAAUACCAAAAAUGAUAGGUCCUAAUAUAAACAACAAUAUAAUGAAUGUAGCAUCUCAACGUAAUGCAGAAAAAUUGCAAUGUCAUCAUCAACCACAGCAAUUACAUAUUGGAACAUCUGUAACUCUUUCACAACCUAUUGCAGCAGUUCCACCUUUACGCCCUGGUAUUUGUCCGCCUAUUUCUAUGACACAAUUUUAUCCAAACAAUUAUACAAUCGAUCCUUACAAUGGUGCUACCUUAAGUUAUCAUCCAACAAUUUGUCCUUAUGGUACUUAUCCAUAUCAUCCGCGUUUACAUUCGAGUUCUUUAUCAGGGUAUCAUUUUCCUAUACAAGAAAAUCUACGAUCAAUGCAACAUAUGGAUAAACGUUUUCCUUUGAUACAAGAUCCAAUUGUGAGAUAUUCCUCUCCAUCGACGAACACUUUACAGCAUUCGAAUAAUUUGGAAUUUGAUCGUCUUCGAGGAAACUCUACUACUAAUAAUAUUGCCACUUCAACCUGUUUACCAUCGUUAUUUUUAUCAUCACCAUCUUUAUCUUCUUCGCAUCAAACUCUGGCUCGAAAUCCUUUAAUCGGAUAUUCAGCAAAUAAUCAAUUUUCUCGUAAUAGAAUGAUUCCGGAUGUUGUUGCUGCUGCUGCAGCCGCUGCUGUUGCCGCUGCUGCUUCUUUUGAUAGGCAACGCGAUACAUUAACUUACAAUAGAACUGAUACGGAUACAUUAUCGACUGCUGGCAUUACAAAUAUAAUUGAUACAGAAUCGCCUCACGUAUCAAAUGCUGCCAAAUCAAUUAAUCGCGAUGUGACUAAUCAAACUCAAGAUAAUAAUUUUAACGAAGAAAAUCAUGAAAAUACAAAGUAUCAACAAAUGCAAAAUUUUCUAUUUGAUCGAUUAGGACUCGUGAAAAAUACAGAUAAUUUUGCACAAACAAAUUCAGCUAUUGAUUCCCAAACAAUGACGUCUAUUAUUCCUCCAGCAUCAUAUCGGAUGCCAUUAAUCUCAUCACAUGUUCAAUUAUCAAAAAAUGUAUCAACAAACGAACCUAGAGAUUGCGAGACACCACAUCUUGGUAAAAUGAAUCGUAGUCCAAAUAGCUUGCAUAAUUUUACGUGUUCGAAUUGUGGUAUUAUCGGGCCAAAAUUUAAAUGCUUAGGAUGUGAAAUGGCAUUUUAUUGUGAUGAACGGUGCCAAGAAAAACAUUGGUAUAUUCACGUUCAAAGAUGUCCCAAAAAAAUGCCAAAAUUAAAAAAACUCACUUAA
Apis laboriosa (Himalayan honeybee) is the source of this 4097-nucleotide messenger RNA. RefSeq lists its product as uncharacterized. The coding region runs from base 159 to 4097 and encodes 1312 amino acids. The record is from RefSeq and is a predicted model, not a curated record. The transcript has 7 exons. Lineage: Eukaryota; Metazoa; Arthropoda; Insecta; Hymenoptera; Apidae.